UUCCGUGUUCCGAGGUGGACCUCCGGCAGCUGUGAGUAGUCGCUUGUGUGUAUCUGCAGAUCCUCUUCAUCUUCAUCUUCAUCAUGCGCUGGUUUGAGGGCUCGAUCCCGGCGGCCAUCGCGACCGCCAAACAGCGCAGGAGUGUGUUCGUGGUGGUGAUCACAGGCAGUGAUGAUCAGUCCCGUCAGCUGAUCUCCAGUUGGGAAACUGCUGGUGUGUCUGAAGUGGCCCAGAACUGCUGUGUAGCCAUUCGAGUGGACGCUCAGAGUGAAGCAUGUGUUCAGUUCUCCCAGAUCUAUCCGGUGGUCUGUGUCCCGUCCAGUUUCUUCAUCGGGGAGAACGGGAUUCCUCUGGAGGUGAUCGCAGGGAGUGUGACGGAGGACGAGCUGAAGCGCAGGAUCAGCAGAGUCAUACAGAUGCAGGGUCAGCAGACAGAUGCAGCAGAGGUACACACACAGACAGCAGAGCAGACGGCCGUCUCUCAGCCACAGGAAGCUCUGAACACCACUUCCUCCAGCGCCGCCACCAGUAAAGAAUGCCUGUCUGUGCGGAUGGAGGAGGGCGGAGCCUCAGGAGCAGAGGUGGAGCCAAAGGUGGAGGCGGAGAAGGCAGAAGAGCAGACGGGAGAGGAGUUGGAAGUGAAGGUGGAGCGAUUAACAAAGAAGCUGGAGGAGCGACGCGAGCAGAAGAAGAAAGCAGAAGAGGAGAAGGAGAUCCAGAAGGAGGUGGAGCGCCGCAAACUGGGGAAGGAGAUGCUGGAGUACAAGAAGCAGCAGGAGGAGGAGAAAACCAGACGCCUGCUGGAGGAGAGAAACCGAGAGAAGAUGGAGGAGCGAGCAGCCCGAGAGAGAGUCAAGCAGCAGAUCGCACAGGACCGAGCGGACAGAGCGGCUCGUUACGCUCAGACCCAACAGGAAUUGGAAGCAGCUCGAGUUGCAGCACUGCAGGCAAAAGCCGCUGAACAGGAAGUCAAGAGAGACGCCACACAGAGAGAGAGGAGUGCUAUCGCCAGGAUCCAGUUUCGUCUGCCUGACGGAUCAUCCUUUACUAACCAGUUUCCCUCAGAGACUCGUCUGCAGGAGGCCAGACAGUUUGCUUCGCAGGAGGUGGGGAAUCGCUACGGUCAGUUCACUCUGGCCACCAUGUUCCCCAGGAGAGAGUUCACAGAUGAAGACCUGCAGAGAACCCUGCUGGAGCUGGAGCUCACACCCAGCGCAUCUAUAGUGCUGCUGCCGCAGUGGAGCGGUGCGGGUGCAGCAGUGGUCCGCUCCUCCUCCUCCUCCAGCUCCUCAGUGUGGGCCGUGUUCAGCUCUCUGCUCUUCCCUCUGCUGGCUGUCUGGAGGUUCAUCAGUGCUCUGCUGUUCAGCCCUACACACACUCCAGCUGCGGGAACACACACCAGAGCAUCCCCCCCCACGGCCACCGGCUCCAGCACAGAGCCACAGAGGGAUGCGGUCCGCAAGCGUGUGCUGGAGAAGAGACCCGAGGACUUCAAGAAAGACGGUAAAAUCUACCGUCUACGCACGCCUGAAGACAGCGAGGACGACAACAACACAUGGAACGGGAACUCCACGCAGCAGAUGUAGAGCGGUGUGUGUGUGUGUGUGUGUUCUUCGUCCCCCUCCCGCACGCGUCGCUCUAAUAUAAACAGGGUGUGAGCAUGGCUUGGCGGACUGCCGAGUGUAUGUAUGUGUGUGUGUGUGUGUGUGUGUGUGUGUGUGUGUGUGUGUUAGCGGAGCGCAGACGCAUCUUUAACUGUAGAAUCCCAGCAGAUGAUGAGUCCAGCACCGCCGCUCUCUGACCCGCUCCACCAGACCCUGAUUCAUUGAUAGCAAACUGCCCAGACUGCUCAUCUGCGCGCUCUGCUUUCUGUUCGGCUCAUCAGGUCAUGUUUUGUAACUCAUAUUAAAGUAUUUUGGGUUCCUUUCA
Messenger RNA from Danio aesculapii, 1929 nucleotides. RefSeq names its product UBX domain protein 4 (gene ubxn4). NCBI's taxonomy places the organism in Eukaryota, Metazoa, Chordata, Actinopteri, Cypriniformes, Danionidae. Bases 84 to 1586 code for a protein of 500 amino acids. Gene Ontology annotation, molecular function: protein binding. The record is from RefSeq and is a predicted model, not a curated record. The transcript is spliced from 13 exons.